Molecule: messenger RNA, 366 nt
Organism: Rangifer tarandus platyrhynchus (Svalbard reindeer)
Lineage: Eukaryota; Metazoa; Chordata; Mammalia; Artiodactyla; Cervidae
Source: the annotation of a GenBank genome assembly
AUGACCCUGCGGGCGGGGGGCGCUCGGCUGCUCGGCGGCCUCCUGCUCUUCACUCUGCUCGCGGCCGGCGCCGCCCCGCUCGGCUGGGAUCUCCCGGAGCCCCGCAGCCGGGCCAGCAAGAUCCGAGUGCACCCGCGGGGCAACCUCUGGGCCACCGGUCACUUCAUGGGCAAGAAGAGCCUGGAGCCCCCCAGCCCAUCCCUACUGGGGACAGCUCCUCACACCUCCCUGAGGGACCAGACCCCACGGCUGAGUCAUCAUCUGCUCAGGGUCCUCCUGCAAAAGAAAGCUCUGGGCAUGACCCUGAGUGGCCCAGCACCUCACACCCAGCACAGGAGGCUGCUGGUGCAAAUGCUGCAGAAGUGA